This is a messenger RNA of Sorghum bicolor (sorghum), 1849 nucleotides long. RefSeq names its product probable ADP-ribosylation factor GTPase-activating protein AGD9. The transcript has 7 exons. NCBI's taxonomy places the organism in Eukaryota, Viridiplantae, Streptophyta, Magnoliopsida, Poales, Poaceae. Bases 276 to 1499 code for a protein of 407 amino acids. Gene Ontology annotation, molecular function: GTPase activator activity. Gene Ontology annotation, biological process: COPI coating of Golgi vesicle. The record is from RefSeq and is a predicted model, not a curated record.
ACUAGCUUCCUUUUCCCAUUGACGAGUAGAGGAGACGCACGCAAAGGCAAAGGCGGAGAACAGGACAGGGGCAGCACCGUCCACCUCGUCCAUUUUUUCCUCUUCCUCCUCGCCUCCACCCCUUCCCUUCCAUCUCCUUCCACCCGGCCACUCCUCUCCCUCUCUCUCUCCCGCGCCGAUCGAUUGGCCCACCCAUCGAUCGAGCACGGGGAAGAAGAUUCCAGUCCGGAGAGGGUCCAAUUCGAUCGGGUUCGUUGCUGGUGUGGGUGGGCGCCAUGGCGGCGACGGAGGCCUUGGCAGAUAAGAACGCCGUCUUCCGCAAGCUCCGCGCCAAAUCGGACAACAAGAUGUGCUUCGAUUGCAACGCCAAGAACCCGACGUGGGCGUCCGUCACCUACGGCGUCUUCCUCUGCAUCGACUGCUCAGCGGUGCACCGCAGCCUCGGCGUCCACGUCUCCUUUGUCAGGUCAACAAAUUUGGAUUCGUGGACUCCAGAACAGUUGAGAAUGAUGGUCUAUGGAGGAAACAACCGUGCACAGGCUUUCUUUAAGCAGCAUGGUUGGACCGAUGGUGGAAAGAUUGAAGCAAAGUAUACUUCAAGAGCAGCUGACUUGUACCGGCAGUUGCUUGCUAAAGAGGUUGCUAAAAGCUCCACAGAAGAUGGCAACAAUAGUUGGCCGUCUUCCCCAGUUGCAGUUUCCCAGGGUCCAAAUCAAGCUCCUGCAUUUCCAGAUCUCAAGCUGACAGAGGUGUCAAAAGAAAAUGUAAGUGAAAAGAAAGAGCCUGAGAUUGUUCGUUCGCCUAGAGCUCCAACCCAUUCUUUCAAGAAGCCGAUUGGUGCUAAAAAGCCUGGAAAUAAGACUGGUGGACUUGGUGCGCGGAAGCUUACAUCAAAGCCAAAUGAAAGCCUCUAUGAGCAGAAGCCCGAAGAACCAGCUCCCAUCCUGCCAUCGGUGACUGAGAGUACUGCAACUAGGAGCAAACCCCAUACUUCUCGAUUUGAAUAUGUAGAAAAUGCACCUGCCGCUCCUAAGACUGGUAGCAGCUCAGAAGACAACCACAUGAGUGGACAUGUUGCACCCCCAAAGUCGUCGAACUUCUUUGCUGAAUUUGGGAUGGACAGUGGAUAUCACAAAAAAUCUACAUCCAGCUCAUCCAAAGUGCAGAUUGAGGAAAGCAGUGAAGCAAGACAGAAAUUCUCGAAUGCAAAAUCAAUUUCAUCCUCUCAGUUUUUUGGUGAUCAAGCCAGUUUUGAAAAGGACGCUCAAGUCUCUCUCCAAAAGUUUUCAGGUUCUUCUGCCAUAUCAAGUGCUGAUCUAUUUGGCCAUCCAGCAAACAAUCCUAGAGUGGAUCUCAGUGCUUCAGAUUUGAUCAACAGAAUUUCAUUCCAGGCCACUCAGGAUCUGUCUUCUCUCAAGAACAUGGCAGGGGAAACGGGGAAAAAGUUGACAUCGAUGGCAUCCAACAUCAUCACUGAUCUUCAGGACCGCAUCCUCUGAGAUUAACUUACAGUAAAGUAACCUUUACAUUGCUUCAGUGGCUGGCUUCUCCCGGCAACCCGGGUGACAAACUGGCCUGGCCUGCAGAUCUUUGUAGGAGUUCGUAGGCGUCUGAGAACUUCCUGGCAGAUCUGUCUAGGAGUUCGGAAGCAUCUGAAAACCUGAAGUGUAAGUUAGAGGGAUAGAGGGGGAAAGAAGAAAACUUAUGGCGAAUGCUGUACUUGGCUAAGUCAUGUAUGCAUCUGGAGCUGUAACGGGAAUGUCUUUUUGAAGUUGGUUUUAUUUCGGUUCGAGAUAUAUACUUUUGCUUUAAAUGAUAAUUAUAUGAGUAGUACAUACAUGUUUUCCAA